UGGAAAUUUAAUUUCACUGUUUGAAAAAUGUUUUCCGACUGGUUCUUUUUCCGUUUCCGCUUAUUGAUCCUUUUCAAUCUGAUCUGCUUUUCCUCUUCCGAUGUAAUCAGUCAACGUUUGUUUUUCGUCGUUGGAACAAGUCCGAAUUUGGCGCUAGCCCCGCCAACAACGGAAUUUCUCCAAGAUUUUUAACCAGCAGUAAUAAGUUGGCGUGUCGCCAGGGGCGUUGUAAAAAUCUCGGUUCGUUUGCUCCUUUUUUGUUCCACGCGAGCCUUCAAUCCUCUAAACGUCACCCGAUUUCAACAUGGAUAUGGAGAUAUAUAAACGAAAAGACUAGCUGCCUCGUGUCGUCAUUUCAAGCCAUGCUACAAGUCGUCACGAUACGUGGUACAAUAAAGUGCCAGGGAAAGAAAGAGCUCUAUCGGAUUGAUGCCCGUUCGAAUACGCUUCGCGCAGUUUGUCUAUCGGUCGGCGUUUGAUAUUAGGGUUCUUCGAUCUCCUGCUUGUCUAGCUGGGUUCUUUGACUCGGUUAGUUAUUUGGAAGCCGUUACCCAGCGUAUUUGCGCCAGCUCAACACCGACUACUCGGUGGCUGCUGGUUUGUAGACUUGCCAUGGUAGUAUUGUUGGGCCCUUCCUGUUUUCCUAUAUUUGCUCCCAAUAGCUGGACGACUCCGCGAACUGUCUUCGAAAAUACAGCAGUGGCGACCACACUUUCGACUUCAGCACCAGCUUCAUCUUCUUCUCCUAUUACACUUCAAUAGGAAAAAGCCCGUCGCCAAGUGACCUAGUGAAGUGCACCGACGAUGACGGGGGGAGAAAAGAGAGCGACGUCAAACCAGCGUGUUGCGGUGGCUACAGUAACCCCAGCAGCCACAAGUCAUAACAGCCAGCUUCAGAAUCGAACUGACUGCAAUACCGUCUGCUAAAACCACUAUAGCACCGAUGGGGUGAAAGGGAAAGGGGGAGAGGGCUCGUGCGGGUGUCUAUUUAUUUGCUUGUCUAUAUGUGUGUAUGUACCUACGUCUGCAUGUGCGAACGACACGACCGUCGUUCUGUUAACGUCUUCGGCGGCCCCGCAGGCCCCGAACAUGUUAGAAUGAUGGCGAUAACAACAACGACGACGACGACGACGACGAUGAUGAUAGUAAUGCGGACGGUAAUCGCAACUCCGGCUGACGAUGAGCGAAAACGUAACGUACAACGGAAUCGAGCCUGACCGACGAGGCAGCUACGGCAACGGCGAGUGAACGGUUUGUUUGGUGAGUCAUGGGCUUGCCGAACAGACGCCUGUUGGUGGACACCGAACGUAAGAAGCACUAGUGGCUCAUAGGCCAAUGUUGAAACUCCAAUCAGUCUGUGCAGCUUACUGCGAAGAAGAAGCACCUAAACCGGACGGAAAAGCCAGUCAGCAGCAAUAACGCAGUUCAAAUGAUGACUGACUUCUUAGCUGACUUCGUUUACUGUAGAGGAACAGCUGCAUCUGCGAGGAGGAUCGACAGAGGCGGCCACAGCUGCGACAGGGUGUCGUAGGAGGGUAAGGGCACACGCGUUCCGACCACUGUUUCCAAGUCGGCUUCGAGCUGUGAACGAUUCUGCGCUCUGCACAAGCAACUGUUUCGGUAGCAGUAAUAGCCGAACGCACAACUGAGAUACUGACGCUCGACGUAGCGACGGAACGAAUAAAUCGGUCUGCACUGCAUUCAGGUUUAAAAGCGUUAUACUGACUGUCGUGUGGCGUCGCAUUUAUUGGCGCAACGAAGUGCGGCCGCACUUCGCGCACUAACCCAUGUGGAAUAUGUACUCGUGUGCAGAUCGCAGAUUAUAAUUGCUUGAGGGGUUUGUUAUUAUAUUUCCGUUAAGGAUUCACAGAGUGCGCGAGAGCAGGCAUAGAGUACGCCUGAAAAAAAGCCUGCUUGAAAAGGCAAACAUCUUUUGGCGUUGUAAAGACGCCAAGAAAGCUGUGCCUUGAUAACCUUUUGCGUUUUGCCGUGAAUUCUGUGCUAGUAGUUCUCAAUCGUGUGUUCCAGUGUUCCGCAGAGUUUGUACAGCUCUAUAUUUAGGAUUUACCAAGGAUACUCAGAAUAACCGGCGUUAACAAAUGGAUACGAGACCCACGCGGCAAAAACGACGAAGCGUCAUUUACCUAUUUAUACUGCUUUUAUCAAAAUUGUCCAUCAUUGAGGGAACCCAAUGGGAUAAUGCUCUCUCUAACGGAAUUGAACCGGAAACUCGUCUACAAGAUGUCCAGGUCGCCUGUGGAAAGCGACACAUGCGAGUCCAUUUGGAUUUUGGUCCUCAACCAUUUCGGGGUUUGGUCUUUUCAAAAGGCCAUCAUGGUCAUCCCGAAUGCGUGUACGUUAAGCCUGGCUCAAAUAUUAUUGGAGGUGUGGACUUCGACGUUUUCUACGACAAAUGCGGCACAAAGCCGGACCACGCGGGAAGCUUCUAUGAGAAUACGAUAGUAAUUCAGUAUGGGCAGGAUGUUAUUGAGGCAUGGGAUGAAGCAAAACGGCUUCGUUGCGAGUGGCAUGAUGCCUACGAGAAAUCUGCGCUAAAAUCCCCCACCAUUCAGUUAGCAGACCUUGAAGUGCAGGAGCUUAAUUUCCAAGGAGAUAACAUCGGUUGCUGGAUGGAAAUCCAAGAAGGAAAGGGUCCUUGGGCUCGACAAGUAUCCUCGAUCGUACCUUUAGGAGCACCCCUCACGAUGGUUGUGGCUAUCGCGGAUGAUAACGCUGAAUUUGACAUGCGAGUAAAAUCCUGCUGGGCCCACGAUGGUCGUAGACCUCCGUUGCAUCUAACAGAUGAAGAAGGUUGCGUGUUAAGGCCAAAGAUGCUCACACCAUUCGCGAAGGUUAAAGACACCCAAGGGGGCCACGCAAGUGUCGUCAGUUACUCACAUUUCUACGCAUUCAAGUUCCCGGACACCAUCGAGGUACAAAUGCAAUGCGUCGUAGAAAUUUGCAGGAAUGGAUGUCCUAAGGACUGCCAUGCGCCCACUGAUGACCAUUAUGCCGCCAGCUCGAAUCUUAUCGUCGACAAGCGUCCACCAUCGCCAUUCCUCAAAGCUGUCACUCGACCUCCUACGACAACAUCGACAGGCAAAUCACCAAAUUUCGUACCAAUUUCUUUACCACCGCCUCGAGUUCAUCAUCCGCACUUCAUACCACCCCCACCAUCACAGCGACCCCUGGUCGCUCCGCUCCGAACGCCAGCACCUAUUUUGGCCACUGCACAGUCCCCCCUCGUCAGCCUGCACGCACCAGCUACAGAAUCGACUCACACGGUUCGAAAUGGGGAUAAAAGCACUGAUCCUGCUCCCGUAUACGUACCGACGGAACAGGCCAGCCAAGGAAACUCCGCCGAGGAGGAGGACUCGUCGGCGGACGCCGACGCUUCGGAAUCAUCUGCUGAAUCGCAUAUUACUGUCGCUGGAUUCAGUAGUUCGGAUCAAGACAACACUUUGAGACGCUUUUCAGCUGUGCGCCAUUAUCCGCAAGGUGGCACUGGAAGCGUCGGUGAGAACAAUCGACUAGGACACUACUGGCAGCAGCAGCUUGUCUCCAUUCGGCCAAGAAACGUCCGUGUUCGGAGGAACGUCGACGCGCUGGGUGUACGCGGCUCAUUCCGGGUAGUGGCUGCACAGGAUCUGGCGUUUGCACCCAACAUGACAGCAGACGACCCUGCUAUUGUUUAUGCACAUGCCGGCGAUGUCGUUUAUGGAACUGUAUGCCUAUCAGCUCUAUCCUUGGCCGCUGGCCUCGGCCUUCUCGGCCUAUUGGGUGUAUGCUGUGCAUGUAUAGCAGCUUACCUGUUCUGGGUACUUCGCACGUAUAGCGCACUCAAUCGCAAUAAAUGCAGCAUGAGUUGAAGGGUCAAUGUAUAGAAGCUGGUGAAGGAAUCCGACAUAUGUAAUUGAAAAACUUAGUUUAAGUUAGGAAAAUCUAUUGCCGGUUCCAGAUAUUCGUCGAGUCCAGCGAGUUUGUCAAAUGAGACGCGUUUAAGCAUUAAGCAUUUAUGGGCCUAAAGUACGACCGUAUUUCAAAACAAUGUUUUCAAGAACUUGGCUGACAUGAAACUUCAUAUACGCCUAUUGAAUGAAGACGAAAGUUACUGACUACGAGCACUUUACGAUGUUUACUUGGCUAAUGCCAAAGGUCACCAACUUAGUGUCGAUAUGAUUGGCAUUUCUACAUCAUGGAGCAUCCUUACCAGUACAGACGUGUACACAAUAGAUAUAUUUAUGCAUUUCUAUUUUAGCGAAAUUGAAGUUUAUGUCGGUGUUCACUAAAAAAAAAAACCACAAUGUAACCGUUCCAAGUCAACUUUCAGGGGGUAUUCUUCAUUUGUAGACGUAAACAACAGCAUGGUUAAAUAUGCUAUGAAGUUUGAUUUCGAAGCUGCAGAAACACUGAAGUUAAUAGAGGUUGUGAAAGAAGAAAUGUGUUUAAUUAGCCGAGGCUGACAAUAGGCGCUAUUUCUCCAUACGCAUUGAUAUAUUAAUAACAAUGUAUGCAGUGAAACAAUGACGAUUUGUUUAUGUCUGUAUAUAGAGCGAAAAUGCAAAGCUAGCGGCCGUUGUAAGUUAACGGGAUGACGUGUAUCUUAACCUAUUGAUUUACAUAAACAAUUCAUGGCAAAAAUCAACAAUCAAUGCAAUGAGCCAGAUCGGUUACGAUUUACCGCUGCAGGCUGCUGCGAAGGAACGAUAGUUUACUAUUAGCAGACGACGAUCGGCAAUUGACGGUGUCCAUGAGCAAAAAAAAAACUGCGUAUGUACAUGUACAUAUAAUAAUAGAAGUUAUGCGCACAGUUACUCCUGGGCAAAUUAUUUGUAAGUAGUUGGAAUAGCACCUAGUAUUAUUAACAAAUGUGCUCAUUAUAUUGUUUAAUAAUUAAUCACGCUCCUUUUUUGUGUAUGUAUAUAUAUAUAAAAAAGACAAUACCCGUCUACCGGCGCGUCAACCAGGAAGCACAAACGAAAACGUUCACCAGCCAUUUGGCGGAUCACUUACGGCACACUUCGCUUCAAUUAUAUGACCAUAUCGUUGCGGUCUUGUUCCCGCGGUGCACGUUCAAAAGCGGCACUGCGUCAUUUAAACGCUUCCAGCGACGCGUAUAAAAAGCCUUCGUAGGGCUUUUACCUGCACUCUAUCGUUCUCUAAACGGCUUUCGGGGUAUACGUCGCUGCGCUAAUGCGUUUUAAAUCAACGGCCGAACGACGUCCAACGGCAGUAGUGAGGAGUGGCGACGGCGUCAACCGCCAUAUUGGAUACCUUUUCGAUAAAAAAAAAGUACAAAGGUCAAACAAAGUCAGUUCACGUAUUUAGCUGUGUGUGCUGAUCUAUAAUAUAUUAUACAUCUGAUAAAAACGGGCCUUUUUUUUAUUACAAAAUUAUAUACAUAUAACUACGUGUCCUGUGUAUACGGCAAAGUGCAAACGAUGUAUGCGCAACAAGCGUAUACGCCCUGUAGUGCGUUUCAUAGACAACUGCGAUUCACGUUUACUAUUCAGACUGGUUAGGAAUAUGUUUUUUGAUUACUUGAAGAUCGCUCGCUGUUCGUUUUUUCUUUGCUAAAGAAAAAAAAAAACGAGGUACGACUAUGCACUUCAUUGAAGGGUAUUUACUUAAGGAUAGCUUACUCAUUCCGCUGUUCCUGUUGCCGUCAGCUGUUGUGUGCACAUCAGUGACUGGCUUUCGCAUCUGCUCUUCAGCAAGCCUAUUAAAGGAUUCUGUUAUCCACAACACCGAUGCACAGUCGAUUCUGGGAUGGAAGGAUAUAGGAGAUAUGGGCAAAGGCUGACGCCUCACCAAUGGCAGCCGAUAACAGGAACUCAACAGAGACAGUAGUGCCUAAUUUUUUUUAGCGAUUAUUGUCCUAAGCAGAAUCCGAGCUGGCGAAUAUUCGAUGAGUUGCGCAGUUCUUGACAGGAACCUGCCACUGCAGCUGUUGUGUACGCUCGUGGUGGUGCCGGACGUUUUUAUAGCUUACACACUAACUCACUGGCUUAUUCACGCUUUUUUUUCAAUCCUGAAAGAAGCUUACAAAAACUACAACGACAGCCGGCGCAGUAACACA
This is a messenger RNA of Varroa destructor (honeybee mite), 6079 nucleotides long. RefSeq lists its product as uncharacterized. The record is from RefSeq and is a predicted model, not a curated record. Lineage: Eukaryota; Metazoa; Arthropoda; Arachnida; Mesostigmata; Varroidae.